CAUUGCGAGAGUUUCUGAGUUUUUGCUUUAUUAAGAAUUAAUUUAAUAAGGACAUAUUUUCACUCCUUGCAAAAUACUAGCAUGAACAAGAAUGUUUCCCUACAGGAUUAUCUGUUGAUCAAGAGAUGGACACAGCAGAGAAAAUAAUUAUUUUCUAUUUUCUGUUAGAAGGUGUUUGCUGUAGAGAUUUCAACAUCUAUCUGCCAGAGAAGAUUAAAGCUCUCAGUGGAUCUUGUGUGAUCAUAAAGUGCAGAUUUGAGAUUAAAGAACAAUAUGACAAAAACCUCACCGAGAGAGCUACAGGAGUGUGGUACAAAGAUGGGACUGAUGCGAACACAAAUGUAGUGUUUAACUCAAGCACAUCAAGCCGAAACUUCUUCAUUAGAGGAAAUAUAACUGGAAAAUUAAAAGAUAAGGACUGCACCACUAUAUUUUAUAACCUCAGAUCAAAUCACAGGGGUCAGUAUUUCUUCAGAUUUGAGAGUGAAGGUAAACUGAAACAGACCUAUAGACAAGCCAGUGUUUCAAUAGAUGUGAUUGAGUCUCCUCCCAAACCCCGAGUGCAGCUGUAUGUGGAGCAGAAGGAGGUGCAGGGUCAGGAGGAGGUGUUGGAGGUGUUGGAGGGGAGCUCUGUGAGUCUGCGCUGCUCUGCUGAGACUCUCUGCUCCUCUCCUCCACCAACUCUCACAUGGAGCUCCACUCCCAGAAUCCCCCUCAGUGAGAGCAGCAGACUACAGGAGCUCAUCUCUGAUCUGAACUUCACUGCUACUCACCGUGAGGACGGAGUCACUUUCACCUGCACUAUAACCUACCAGCUACAGGACAAGAACAAAACAGAACAGGACAGCAUCACACUACAUGUUCAGUAUUCACCCAAAAACACAACAGUGUCUGUGAUUCCCUCCAGCUCUGUGUUGGAGGGCAGUUCAGUGACUCUGAUCUGCAGCAGUGAUGCAAAUCCAGCAGUGAACUACACCUGGUCCAGAGAGAGUGAAGGACAGUUGAAGCAGCUGCAGACUGGAGACACUCUUACCUUCAAUAGGACCGACCCGACACACAGAGGCUGGUACCACUGUACAGCUCAGAACCAACACGGCAGCCAAAACUCAUCUGUGAAGCUGGACAUUCAGUGUUUGAAUCAUUUCUCUUUGCUGAUUGGAGUUGUUGUUGUGGCUCUGGUGAUCAUGUUGUUAAGCGCUAUUACAUGCAUCUGUGUAUGAUUGUCCACUAAGCAGAAGGCUCAGAAUGAGGCAGUAGACACAUAUGCUUCUCUUCAGCUCUCUGCUCCAGUCUCUGAAUAUGAGACUUUGAACAUUAAGCAACAAAUACACGUCUGAUCUCCUCCUCUGUCUUCCUCUGUCAGCUGUACUUUCAGGAUUUUAAAAAUACACAUUUCCAUUAUGAAAGACUUAUAAAAAACAAUGUUUCAUAUCUGAUACAUACAACACGAAGACCAAGCUUCACUACAGGAGAAAUAAACUAUUUUGACAUUUGAUUGGAGCUUAAAGGGGGGGUGAAAUGCUCGUUUUCACUCAAUAUCCUGUUAAUCUUGAGUACCUAUAGAGUAGUACUG
Messenger RNA from Carassius auratus (goldfish), 1573 nucleotides. Its product is annotated as myelin-associated glycoprotein-like. Gene Ontology annotation, molecular function: sialic acid binding. The transcript has 7 exons. NCBI's taxonomy places the organism in Eukaryota, Metazoa, Chordata, Actinopteri, Cypriniformes, Cyprinidae. The record is from RefSeq and is a predicted model, not a curated record. Bases 126 to 1220 code for a protein of 364 amino acids. Gene Ontology annotation, cellular component: plasma membrane. Gene Ontology annotation, biological process: cell adhesion.